GGAGGCGCGGCGGGGCGGAGCGACGGGCCCCGAGCCCGCCGGGGUGGGGCGAUCCCGUCCCGGCCAGUUGCCCCGGGUUGGGGCAGAGGUCCAGGCCAACGGUCCUUGUCGUAGCCGUGCUGCACUUCUGCACCCUGAGGCCCGCGCUGGAAGCGGGCCUAGUGUUGUUGCCUCACCCCUCCUCGAGGCAGGUCCCGGGGCUCGCACGCGUCUCAUCCCCUCAGCGCCCGCCGCCUGGAGUCACCGGCCUUGGUCUCAGCCCGGUGGGAUAUAUCUGCAACUUGAAGAUAAAGCAAAAAUCUUCUUUGAAAUAGAUGGAAUUUUGUCACUUUCUGUGAACUAAAGCGAUUCAAUGUCUCUUUUGGAUUGUUUCUGUGCUUCACGAACACGAGUUGAAUCACUCAGACCUGAAAAACAGUCUGAAAUCAGUGUCCAUCAAUACCUGGUUGAUGAGACAGCCGUUUCCUCCUGGUCACCUCCAUCAGCUGGAGCCAGUGAAGUGAUAUGUUCCACUAAUGUUUCUCACUAUGAACUGCAAGUGGAAAUAGGAAGAGGGUUUGACAACCUGACCUCUGUUCACCUCGCACGGCACACUCCUACAGGAACACUGGUAACUAUAAAAAUUACAAACCUGGAAAACUGUACGGAAGAACGUCUGAAAGCUUUACAGAAAGCGGUGAUUCUGUCUCACUUUUUCCAACACCCCAAUAUCACAACUUACUGGACAGUUUUCACUGUUGGCAGCUGGCUUUGGGUUAUUUCUCCAUUUAUGGCCUAUGGCUCAGCAAGCCAGCUCCUGAGAACCUAUUUUCCUGACGGGAUGAGUGAAACCUUAAUAAGGACCAUUCUCUUUGGAGCAGUGCAAGGCUUGAACUACCUGCACCAGAAUGGCUGCAUCCAUAGGAGUUUUAAAGCCAGCCACAUCCUCAUUUCUGGUGAUGGCCUAGUGACCCUCUCUGGCCUGUCCCAUCUGCAUAGUUUGGUUAAGCACGGACAGAGGCAUAGGGCUGUCUUUGAUUUCCCACAGUUCAGCACAUCAGUGCAGCCGUGGCUGAGUCCAGAACUACUGAGACAGGAUUUACAUGGCUAUAAUGUGAAGUCAGAUAUUUACAGUGUUGGGAUCACAGCAUGUGAAUUAGCCAGUGGGCAGGUACCUUUCCAGGACAUGCACAGGACUCAGAUGUUAUUACAGAAGCUGAAAGGUCCUCCAUACAGCCCACUGGAUAUCAGUAUUUUUCCACAGUCAGACUCUAGAAUGAGAAAUUCCCAGUCAGGAGUAGACUCCGGGAUUGGAGAAAGUGUGCUUGUCUCGACUGGAACUCACACAGUCAAUAGUGAACGGCUUCACACACCAUCCACAAAAACGUUCUCUCCUGCCUUUUUUAGCCUGGUGCAGCUGUGUUUGCAGCAAGAUCCUGAGAAAAGGCCAUCAGCAAGCAGUUUAUUGUCCCAUGUAUUCUUCAAGCAGAUGAAAGAAGAAAGCCAAGAUUCCAUACUCUCACUGUUGCCGCCUGUUUAUAACAGGCCGUCAGUGGCAGUGCCACCAGUGUCACCAUGGAGUGAGCUGGAAUGCGAGUUUCCUGAUGACAGAGACCCAGACUGGGAAUUCUAGGGUUGCUGAAUCAUUUCAUGUCCUCUAUACUUGACAGCUUCUCCAUGCUGCUUUUCUUCUGUAUUGUUAGGUACAAAUGCCAGAUCUAUACUUGAAAAUACAGUUGGUGCACUGGAGAUGAUCAGUUAAAACCACUCUGUUUGUGGGCGUGGUUUCACCCUCUGCUCAGAUCAGAGUACCUUCCUGACUUCAACAUCAGAAUUAGACAGUUAGUGUCAUCCAUCUGUUCCCCCCCCCCCCCGACACUUUUUUUUCCUUUUCUUGAAGCUGUGAUUGGUGUGUUCUGGAUCUCAGUGUAAUUAUUUGAGCCAGCUAGUUCUCUUCUACAUUUUGCUGUCCUCUGGGGAAUAAGCCCUUCCUCUGAGGACAGUGAUUCCAAGGACAUCCUUUCUUCCAGAUUCUCUAGCCUUUUUGAUUAGCUAUUGUUAGAUGAACAGGCUGGUUUAUUCUGGUACAAAGCCCUUUUUUGGAGAAGGGAAAAUGUUUGUACUAUCCCUUUUACAUAUGGUAAUAUCAAACUGAGCCUUGCUCACAUUAAAUAAUUCACUUAAAAUAUAAAGAGAAGAUGCAAUUUGCAUUUUAAAAGGGAGAGGGCUAAAGUAACACUUCUACCUGAGUAAAUUAUAGAGCCUUAAAUCAUGCACCCUGUGGGAGCGCAAUAAAAAUUGAUUACAUUGAACAUAUCUUUUAUUUUGUGUGACUUAACUAAGCUAGAACACAGAUUCUAAUUUGGUUUGCUUAAGAGAAGGUCUUUUGCAAACAAGUUACAUAACCUAAGAAACUAGGUAAUCUUGAGUAGAUGUUAGGGACAGAUGUCAUUCUGGCCUUUUUACAUGAUUAUUUAUGUAGUUGAUGCUGGUAUUGCCUCUUUAGCAGGAGAUGCUGUGUUUUUUGUUGCUGUGAUAAAAUUCCAUGAUCAAAAGUGACUUAAGCAUUGCAGAGGGCUCGUUGUCCGUAAUGACAAGGCAGGCAUGGUGUCAGGAGCAGAGAGCUAAGUGGUCACAUGCCAUCUACGCACAGGAAGAGAGAGUGAGCUGGAAGUGGGACAAGACUAUAAACUCCAGACACCCCAGUAACUACUUCCUCCAGCAAGGCUCACAAUAACCUUCCCAAACAGCAUCACCAACACCAACUAAGUGUCUAGAUACAUGAGCCUACUCUCCAGACACCCCCGUAACAUCUUCCUCCAGCAAGGCCCACAAUAACCUUCCCAAGUAGCAUCACCAACACCGACUAAGUGUCUAGAUACAUGAGCCUACAGGGCACUUUUUCAUCCAAACCAGCACACUGUCUCAAAAAUGGUUUGUAGUUUAAGUUGUAAUAAACUGGGGUCUGUGUCA
Molecule: messenger RNA, 2952 nt
Organism: Cricetulus griseus (Chinese hamster)
Lineage: Eukaryota; Metazoa; Chordata; Mammalia; Rodentia; Cricetidae
Source: RefSeq, a predicted model, not a curated record